AUGGCACGACUCAGACUUAUCCUCCUUCAAAUUUGUAUUCCCAUCGUUGUCGGUUCCUGCCUCGACCACGAUGAACGGAUUGCAGCCCUCAAUGUCUCGCUUAAUGGCAUGCUGAGAACAUCUCGGCCCUUUGCGGCGCCUUGCUUUUCAUCCUUCGAGGGCAAGCCCCAACCAGUCGAUGAAGAAGCAUGUCUGGCCGUCCGAGAUAACUAUACAACCAACGCAUUCCGGGUGGAACAAGCUGCUGCUUUUAUGAAUAAUCAAAACGAAAUGUGCGUCUCUGACCCAGCGGACCAAUGCAUACUCGACAAUACCGUGACGCCCGCCGGCCUUCCGCCGAGCAAUGCCACCUGCCGCCGUGGCAAUAUACCAGAUUAUUACGUCGAGGUGACGGACGCGCAGGAUAUCAUCAGUGUCUUGAGCUUCUCUAAUGCAUACGGGUUUCCCUUGAGCAUUAAGAAUAGUGGUCAUGACUACAUGACGCGUUCUGGUGCCAAAGCCGCUGGUGGCUUAUCCUCCAUUGAGCUCUGGGUCCACAACCUCAAGGGCCUCGAGUACCAGGAAGAUUUUGUGCCCGAGGGCUGCAAUGACGGCGUAGGUCGCGCCAUCUCCGUCGCUGCGGGCGAGAGCACAGGCGCUGCGUACGAAUUCGCCGAUGCGCAAAACGUUACGAUCCUCGGUGGCUACUCGCCAACCAUUGCGUUGUCGGGGGGCUGGGUUCAGGGCGGCGGCCACAGUCCGCUCGCGCCCGUGUACGGGCUGGGUGUCGACCGUGUAGUCGAUUUCAAGCUCGUGACGCCCGAUGGCGUUCUCCGGGUAGCCAAUGCGUGUCAGAAUCCGGAUCUUUUCCGCGCUCUCCGCGGCGGCGGCGGCGGAACCUUUGGCGUCGUGCUCGAGGCCACGCAUCGGGUCGAGCCAGAGUUGCCCAUUGCUGUGGCGUCCAUCACGAUACCGAGCAACAGCACCGACGACACCGUCCUCGAGUGGAUCGGGCUCGAGGCGUCGGAAUCAUACGCGUGGGGACGGCAGGGCUGGGGAGGACACGUCGCAGGUCUGUACGUCAAGCACUUCAAUCCCAUUCCGCAGUACGCCAAUCUCAGCGAUGGCGGUGCCGCUGCGCAGGCGACCAUGCAGCGAGCCACCGACUUUGCCCUUGCACACGGUGGGACGAGCAUUGUCGAAGUCGUUCCUAACUGGCUGGCGGCGUGGAACAAGUACGUUGUUCCGGGAGCGCUGAACAGCGCGGGCCAAGCCCGGUUUCUCACCAGUCGAUUGGUGCCCACGGAAGCCUUGUCCACGGAUACCGGAGUACAAGACGUUCUCGCCUUGAUCGACUAUUCGAUAAGUCUGGGCGCCCAACCCAAAAGCUUCUACGUGCCAGUCUCCACGCCGUUUGUGGCACAAGAUGUGCCAGCGGGGCGGCGGUCCGGGUCAGGAGGCGCCUAUAGUACCGGGACCUCUGUGACCCCGGCGUGGUAUUCCGCAAUCUGGAGUCUGUCGUCGGGUUGGAGUCUAGGCUGGAACUCAACGGUCGCCCAGAGGCUCGAGUCGUUUGUCAAUCUCACAAAAAUAACUCAAAGAUCCGAGCAGCUUUACCCGGACAGCGGCUCCUACCAUAACGAGGCCAAUCCCUUCACGCCGGAUUGGAAGACGGCGUGGUGGGGCGACAACUACGAAUUCCUGCUCGACAUCAAGAAGCGGUACGAUCCCAACAACAUAUUGAAGUGCUGGAAAUGCGUGGGGUGGGAUGAAGAGCCUGCUGCGUCGGUCGGGCCUAGUUAUGACUUCAAAUGCCUGGCUGAAUUACAGGACAAGAUUGAUCAGACACUUUCGGCAGAGUAG
This is a messenger RNA of Pestalotiopsis fici W106-1, 1842 nucleotides long. RefSeq lists its product as uncharacterized. Bases 1 to 1842 code for a protein of 613 amino acids. The transcript has a single exon. The record is from RefSeq and is a predicted model, not a curated record. NCBI's taxonomy places the organism in Eukaryota, Fungi, Ascomycota, Sordariomycetes, Amphisphaeriales, Sporocadaceae. Gene Ontology annotation, molecular function: oxidoreductase activity; FAD binding.